AUGCUGACGCUCCUCGUCAAUCUGCUGACGGUCUCUGGCGCGUCAGCCCAAUCAGCAUUCAACUUCACCACCUCUCAGCCAGCACAAUGCCAAGACUUUACCUUGACCUGGGACGGCGGCAAGGCUCCUUUCCGUCUCGUCGGCAUCCCUUCGCACAUGUUCAACAUGUCAAUCCCCGACCCGCAAGGAAGCCCGCCGUACAAGCACACGUUCAAGCUCAGCCAGCCAGGAGACGCCGAGUUUGUCUUCGCCCUCUAUGACGCCACCGGAUUCAAGGGCGCGAACGUCCGACCAGUGCAGAAAAUCGGAAAGAGUGACGACAAGAGCUGUCUGGGAGAACUAGGCAAGGACUUCGCGCUGGACUUUGCGUUCUACAUGGCCGAGCCGGGCAAGACGGGCGUGUCCAUGGACAAGCCGGCGCAGUGUGACACGGUCUCCUUGAAGUGGAACAUGGAGAACAAGACGCAGCUGCCGACGUUCCCCGUGGGUGCCUUUGGCAUGAUCCCGGGAGGUGUUGCCUGGGAGAUUCCAGUUCCUGACAACACGGACGGAGACAAGGGAGUCGAUUGGCAGAUCAAGGUGCCGGGCGGAACGAAGAUGAUGCUCUUCAUGACGGACGCUGGCAAGUUCGGCAUCGGCGGCAGCACCUCGCUCUACACUGUCGCCGACAGCCUGCAGCAGGACUGCAUGAAGUCUGGCAGUCUCACGACGACCCAGCUCCUCCUCAGUUCGACGGGCUCGACGUCGCCCACCCCUAGCUCCUCCUCGUCCCCAUCGGGCGGCGGUGGCGGCGGCGGCACGAGCACUGGGGCAAUCGUCGGCGCUGUCAUUGGAUCAGUCGCGGCUCUGGCGCUCGGCUUCCUCGCUGCCUUCCUCUACUUCCGCCGCAAGCGCAAAAAUCAGCGCACGGGAGGCGCAGUCGACCUGCACGAUGUCGACGACGAGCCGGACCCGAUGACCGAACAGGGCCGCCAGAGCGCACAGAUGGAGAGCCUGCUUGGUGCUACCGGCAGCCCGGGUUCCAGGAACAGGCACAGUCGUAUCUCGAGCGGCUUUGACUCGUUCGACGGAACGAACCGGCAGUCGAUGUUCUCCGAGUCGACAGAUUACCCCUACCCGCAGGUCGACCCGUUCCCCGCCUCGUCAACGAACCCGCGCGACAGCAUGAUCACGUCCAGCAGCUCGAACAACCGCUUCAUGACCGAGAAGCAGCAGUUGGCGUACAACGAGCGCCGCAAGGGCAGGAACGACAGCAACGCCGGCAGAGCCGGUGCCAGGUCGCCUGGCAGCUCCUACGCACUGUCCGAGUACAUUGACGCUGGACCUGUGCCCGACCAGCUGCAAGCCCUCCCGCCUCCCAGCUACGACGCUGUGCUGCGGGCGCGUAACCCGGACCCGGAGACAAGCUCUACCAACGCACCGUCUACUAGCGAGGCUGAGACGCCCCGCAGCCCGCCGCAGCGCUACUCGGCCAUAUCCGGGACCGGAACCGAGUCGUCCCCACUCCGCCAGUCCACCUACUCGACCUCGACCACGACCGAGGCCGAGCUGCCUCCUGGAGCUGCUGGUUCCACGCAGCAGCCCGCCCGCUCUGAAGAGCCCACCAAGUGA
Trichosporon asahii var. asahii CBS 2479 is the source of this 1611-nucleotide messenger RNA. RefSeq lists its product as uncharacterized. The record is from RefSeq and is a predicted model, not a curated record. The transcript has 5 exons. NCBI's taxonomy places the organism in Eukaryota, Fungi, Basidiomycota, Tremellomycetes, Trichosporonales, Trichosporonaceae. Bases 1 to 1611 code for a protein of 536 amino acids.